Molecule: messenger RNA, 2360 nt
Organism: Enterobius vermicularis (human pinworm)
Lineage: Eukaryota; Metazoa; Nematoda; Chromadorea; Rhabditida; Oxyuridae
Source: the annotation of a GenBank genome assembly
UUUUUUAAGGAAACUAUGGAGAAAAAGGCUUUGAAGAAUUGCAGAAAUCUGUCAAAGACACUGAUAUAUGCAUUGCUUUUCAACACAAAGUCAAAAGUUUAGCAGACACCGAAGACGAGGUACCUGGUAAAUUACAAGUAGUUGUAUGCUUUUGUGAGGGCCGAACAAUUCACAACAUGUUUCGAGCUCAACAAAAACUACGGCUAAAUGAUACAGCAAUCAAGCGAUAUCAGUGGAUCGGCAGCGACGGUUGGGCCGAUAGACCAGACGUGGUUAAAGGCGUUGAAGAAGAAGCUGCCGGCAGUUUUUCUAUCAGAAUACAUUCACCAUAUGUUGACGAAUUCGACAGUUACUAUCGCUCUCUAAAUCCUCAAAAUAACCACGAUAAUCCUUGGUUUGCCGAGUUUUGGGAAGAAAACUAUCACUGUCGUUUGACAGUGGCAACAGCCAAAUCAAAAGAAUCUUUCAAUGGUACUGGUGAAUGUAGCAGCAAUCUAAGCAUUACUGAUUAUAUUCAGGAUGCUAAGUUAAGUCAAGUAGCGAAUUCGAUACGUGUAGUUGCUUAUGCCUUACGUAACAUGUUCUACGACAAGUGCCCUGACAACAAGACACUUUGUGAGGAGAUGAAAAAUAUUAACGGGACUAUACUGUACAAAUAUAUGUUGAAUGUCACAUUUGUUGAUCAGUUCGGACAAGAAAUGUACUUCGACUCAAAUGGUGAUCCACCAGCGUGGUACGAUGUUCUAAAUUACGUUGGCAUUCAAGGAGGGUUUCAAACAGUAGGUGAAUAUCGAAAAAACCGAGGAAGUGUCAUUUUUUCUGACACUGCAUUCCGUGAUUCAUCUGGUAGGGUUCCGGUUUCAGUAUGCAGCGACGAAUGUGGUUAUGGCCAAAAGAAAAGUACUACACAUGGAUGUUGUUGGACAUGUGAUAAUUGUACCGAAACUCAGAUCGUCAACUAUACAGUCAAUGAGUGUCAAACAUGUCCUCCUGGUACUUGGCCAAACGAUCAUAAAACUGCUUGCUACCAGCUGAAGGGGGAAGCACUGUACUGGUUUGAAGCAAAAGUAGUUUGUGCCUGGAUCUUGGCAUUGGCUGGCGUCAUUGUUACCAUUCUGACCACAGUUGUUUUUGUUCGAUAUAACCAUACUCCUGUUGUUAAAUCAACCACUCGAGAGCUUUCUUACAUUAUAUUAAGCGGUAUAAUGGCGUGCUAUGCUGUAACAUUUAUUAUUCUUGCUCGGCCUACCUUUAUAUCGUGUUUUUUAACCCGCAUUAUUCCCCCAAUUGCUUUCUCCAUCAUCUAUUCAGCGCUGUUGACCAAAACGAAUCGUAUUGCACGAAUACUCGCAGGUAGCAAAAAAAGGAUAUUAACUAAAAAACCGCGUUUUUUAAGCACCUCUGCUCAGGUAGUGAUAACAUGGCUUCUAGUUGGAGUUGAGUGUUUGAUUGUGGCGGUUGGAGUAAUGGAGGAAAUGCCACAAGUAGGUUAUAUCUACAAACCGCGCAGAAUGUUCGUCAUAUGCUCAUCGACAACCGCAGCGUUUUUGUCGCCUUUUCUUUGGGAUCUGUUUUUGAUUACUUUAUGUACUUUAUAUGCUAUUAAAACGCGUAAUUUGCCAGAGAACUUCAACGAGGCUAAAUUCAUUGGAUUCACCAUGUACUGCACCUUAGUAAUAUGGAUAGCUUUUAUAGUACUUCAUUUCAAUGCGACCAAUAAAGCUCUCACAAUGAGCUUCUCAUUUAGUAUCUCAGCAACAGUAGCACUAAGUCUUUUAUUUUUUCCAAAAUUGUAUAUUAUCUUAGUUCAUCCUGAGAAAAAUGUCCGUUCAAGCUAUACAACUACCAAAUUAAUUCGCUGUCACUUUGGAAAUUCUCAGGGAACAGACACUUCCAGGUUAGCUUUUUAUAUUCUAAAAAUUUUACUAAUUUUUUUUCCAUUCAUUUUAACUUAUCCGUUGAGGACAGCAUCUGUGCGACUGAGUCAAACAUCAUCGCAAGACGCUUCGACGCAGACUAAUUCAGUAAGCUCUCCAACGCGUAUAGGCAGAAGUUUUUCAAUUUUACGGCAUCGUCGAAGCAAUAAACCUCUUGAUGACGAAAUCUUAGAGCUCAUUGAAUGUUGCCGAAGAUACCAGGAUGCUAAAGCACAAAGCUCUACCUCAAAUUUUGUGAUUGAAGAAAGUCAUGACGACGAAGUUAGAAGCUUACUGGCUGGUUCAAUUGAGCAAUCGGUUAAAACUGUUCUUAGUGCUGUUGCUGGAACUCGUGGAGACUCAAGCGGAAGUUCGGAAUUUGAAGAGUUGCUCAGAAGCCGAGGACUAACAGCGGUGGAUUUAAGUAAACCGACAAGCUUAUGA